Quercus lobata is the source of this 1741-nucleotide messenger RNA. RefSeq names its product iridoid oxidase-like. The transcript is spliced from 3 exons. Gene Ontology annotation, molecular function: iron ion binding; oxidoreductase activity, acting on paired donors, with incorporation or reduction of molecular oxygen; monooxygenase activity. The coding region runs from base 6 to 1550 and encodes 514 amino acids. The record is from RefSeq and is a predicted model, not a curated record. Lineage: Eukaryota; Viridiplantae; Streptophyta; Magnoliopsida; Fagales; Fagaceae.
AAAAUAUGGAGCAAUUAGCUCUGGGAUUAGUCAUAGCUCUAGUGCUAUGGAUUGCAUCGAUAGUGCUAAUAAGAGAGAGACACCGCAGAUUAGAGGAGAUAGGUCAGCUUCCACCAGGGCCUAAAUGUUGGCCAGUGGUUGGAAACAUUUUCCAACUGGGUUGGUCACCCCACGAGUCAUUUACAAAGCUGGCUCGUGCUCACGGUCCUAUCAUGACACUUUGGCUAGGGUCAAUGAGCACGGUGGUGAUCUCGUCCGAUGAAGUGGCUAGUGAAAUGUUCAAGAAACACGACGUGGUUCUUGCCGGCAGGAAGAUUUACGAGGCCAUGAAAGGGGACUAUGGUAAUGAGGGCUCUCUGAUUACGGCUCAAUAUGGACCUCACUGGCGUAUGUUGCGUCGCCUUUGCACCACCGAGUUUUUCGUGGCACGCCGCCUUGAAGCCACGCGAGGUGUACGUGGGAGGUGCAUCGAUCACAUGGUACUCUUCAUGGAAGAAGCUAGUGCAUCUGGUACCAAAGCCAUCGACGUUGGGAGGUUCUUCUUCUUGAUGGGUUUCAAUCUUAUAGGAAAUCUUAUGUUUUCAAAAGAUUUGUUGGAUCCCAAAUCGGAGAGAGGGGCAAAGUUUUUCUACCAUGCAGGCAAGGUGACGGAGUAUGCUGGGAAGCCGAACUUGGCUGAUUACUUGCCAAUUCUAAGGUGGGUUGAUCCACAAGGUUUAAGGAGGAAGACCCAAUUCCAUGUCGAAAGCGCCUUUGAGAUCGCGGGAGUGUUUGUCAAAGAGAGGAUGGAAGGCAUGGAAUGUGGAAUUACUGAAGAGAAGAGGAAUAAGGACUACAUAGAUGUGCUUUUGGAGUUUCAUGGUGAUGGUGUGGAAGAGCCCUCAAGUUUUUCUGCAAGAACCAUCAAUGUCAUAGUCUUCGAGAUGUUCACUGCGGGGACUGACACAACGACAAGCACUCUGGAGUGGGCAAUGGCAGAGCUCUUCCACAACCCUGAAACCUUGAAGAAAGUCCAAGCUGAGCUGAGAAGCACCAUAGAUCCUGAUAAGAAGCUCCAAGAGAAUGACAUUGAAAACCUCCCAUACCUCAAAGCUGUCAUAAAGGAAACACUAAGGCUACACCCACCUCUCCCUUUCCUAGUACCACACAUGGCCAUGGACUCUUGCAAGAUGCUAGGCUAUAAUAUUCCAAAAGAAACACAAAUCCUAGUCAAUGUUUGGGCAAUUGGACGAGACCCCAAGACGUGGGAUGAGCCUUUGGUUUUCAAGCCAGAGAGGUUCAUGGAACCAAAUAUGGUGGAUUACAAGGGGCACCAUUUUGAGUUCAUACCCUUUGGUUCUGGGAGACGAAUGUGUCCAGCUAUGCCACUUGCCUCUCGUGUGCUUCCACUGGCUCUAGGGACUCUCUUGCACUCGUUUGAUUGGGUUUUGGCAGAUGGGCUUAAGCCUGAGGAGAUGGACAUGACCGAAAGGAUGGGAAUAACUCUCAAGAAAGCUGUCCCAUUGAAGGCUAUACCAAUUCCAUACCAACGUGACCGUGUUCACAAGUAGAUGAUGUGUUAAACAGGUUGUUUGGGCUGAAAAAUCGCAGCAAGCUAGCUACCCGCAUUUUUCUUAUAUUAGUUGUCUGUGUUAUGGUUUUAAAAACUAGAAUGGUGAAAGAACCGGAAUAGGAAGUAUUUAUUGGUUUUAUGGUACGGUGAAAGAACUGGAAUAAGAAGUGUUUACUGGUUUUAUGGUCC